Molecule: messenger RNA, 3244 nt
Organism: Menidia menidia (Atlantic silverside)
Lineage: Eukaryota; Metazoa; Chordata; Actinopteri; Atheriniformes; Atherinopsidae
Source: the annotation of a GenBank genome assembly
GUAGUUUGCACCGGUCCCUGCAGGGACUCCAGCUGCUAUUACAGAGCUAUGCGUGUGUUUGGACCCGCCCCACGGGGGGAGAAACUGCGUGCAGCCCGCUUCAACCUCCACACCGAUCCCAGUUUAAACUCCGGCCUGACUCCGUUCCACACAGAAAAGUCAGUCCGUCAUGUCUUGUUUACAUAAGCGUCCGAAAAGGACAAAUUCCGAGGAGCAGUCCUUCCAAGAGCACCUGAAGAAAGUUGCGCAGGAGAAUGGAAAACGCCUCGGUUUGGAGGGGGAUGCUGAUCUCCAGUUCCUGCUGAAUGGGGGGCACCUGGUUAAGAUUCGCUCCAACUCCUGGCAGAAGAACCGCUUCUACAAACUGCAGGAAGACUGCAGGACCUUGUGGCACGAGUCCAAAAAGUUUUUCAAGCGAGAUGGGACCUUCUCCAUCGAUGACAUUGAAUCUGUACGCAAGGGCCGCCAGUCUGAGGGGCUCAAAAAGUACACAGACUCCAGAUUCGAGGACCGGUGCUUCUCCAUCUUCUUCAAGGGACACAAAAAGAACCUGGACCUGAUGGCACCCACAGUGGAGGAGGCAAAGCGGUGGGUCACCAGUCUGGAAAAGGUCAUCAACAACUUGCAAAACCUCAGCCACCAGCAGAAGAGCGAACAUUGGAUCAUCAAUUGCAUGCGCAAAGCAGACAAGAAUGAUGACAACAAGAUGACGCUAAAGGAGCUGAAGCACUUCCUGAGACAGAUCAAUGUUGAAGUAGACGACACCUAUGCAGAGGACAUCUUUAAGAAAUGCGACAAGUCAAAUUCCGGUUCCCUGGAGGGCUCGGAAAUCGAGCACUUCUAUGACCUGCUGACACAUCGUGAGGAGAUAGAUGUGAUCUAUGGCACGUACGCCAAUACAGAAGGUCAGAUGAGCGACAGAGACCUGCUGAACUUCCUGCUAAAGGAGCAAAGGGAGAGGGUGACGCUGGACGCCGCUCACAAGCUGAUCGAGAAAUACGAGAUGGAUGGAGCAGCAAAACGGAGGAAGCACAUGACCAAAGAUGGCUUCCUGAUGUACCUGCAGCACGAGGACGGGUCAAUCUUCAACCCGGCGCACAAGCCCGUGUACCAGGACAUGAAGCAGCCCCUCUGCCAUUACUUCAUAUCGUCCUCUCACAACACCUACCUGAUGGAGGACCAACUCAAAGGGCCCAGCAGCACAGAGGCCUACAUAAAAGCGCUGAUGAAGAGUUGCCGCUGUGUGGAGCUGGACUGUUGGAACGGAGCCAACGGAGAGCCUGUUAUUUACCAUGGCUACACACUCACAUCCAAAGUGCUUUUCAGAGACGUUAUCAAAGCCAUCAAAGACUAUGCCUUCAAAACAUCUGACUACCCAGUGAUUCUGUCCCUGGAGAACCACUGCUCUGUGGACCAACAGAAGCUCAUGGCCCAUCACUUGAUCACUAUCCUUGGGGACGCUUUGGUCACAAAGCCUCUGGGAAACAACAUGCCCUCAAACUUCCCUUCACCUGAGGAGCUGAAGGGCAAGUUCCUUAUCAAAGGAAAACGGCUGAAUAAGCUGGAUGCAGCCUUCACCAACGACAACUCCAUAGAGGAGGACACAGUGUCUGAGGAGGACGAGGCAGCGGACUGUAAGGAGAAUGGCCAAAAGGCGAAACCAAAGAAAUCAAAGAUUAAACUUGCCAAAGAGCUCUCAAAUAUUGUGAUUUACUGUAAGAGCGUCCACUUCAAUGGUUUUGAACAUGCCAGAGACAACCAGGCCUUCUAUGAAAUGUCAUCCUUCAAGGAGAGUAAAGCUUUAAACCUGGCCGAGACCUCAGCCACCGCCUACAUCCAUCACAACAUGGACAAACUCAGCCGCAUAUACCCCGCUGGCUCCAGGACCGACUCCUCUAACUAUAACCCAGUGCCCAUGUGGAACGUUGGCUGCCAGAUUGUGGCGCUGAAUUUCCAGACUCCCUCCAAGGAGAUGCACCUAAACCAGGGCCGGUUUCUACCAAAUGGUUUUUGUGGCUACAUUCUGAAGCCUGAAUUCAUGAGGAAUCUGUCCUCUCAGUUCAACCCCAGCUCACUUGCCAAGGGGCCCUGGCAACAGUGCAAGACUUUUAAUGUCAUGGUAAUCUCAGCUCAGCAGCUACCUAAAAUAAACAAGGACAAGCAGAAGUCCAUUGUGGACCCUCUGGUCAGAGUUGAGAUCUUCGGGGUCCCAUCAGACAACGGCAGCAAGGAGACGCAUUACAUUGAAAACAACGGCUUCAACCCAAUGUGGAAUGAGAGAUUCCAGUUUCUCAUUCAGGUCCCAGAGCUGGCCAUGGUGCGGUUUGUGGUGGAGGACUAUGACACAACCUCCCAAAAUGAUCUGAUUGGGCAGUACUGCCUGCCACUCACCAGUGUUCAGAGCGGAUAUCGACAUGUGCCGUUGCACACCAAGCGUGGGGACGUCAUUCCCUCUGCGGGCCUGUUUGUGCAUCUCAUGCUCCUGGAUUCGAAGUAGGCUCAUAGAGGCAGCCCGCCAUCGUUCCUCCAAACGCUCAACUCAUUUUGUCCUGUUCUAAAGUUCAGCAAAAUGUACCCUAACCAAGUUCAGAAGAGACUUUUUGGAGAAUUUGGUUUUCUUUCCGCUCUUUUCCCUUGCCAAAGACAGCUGCAGCCUCGCAGUUGUCAGUGACAUUUCCUGUGACUUUGUAGUUUUAACCUUACUCAAAAGGGAGUUUGAAAGCCCCUGUAGCGGAACAAAGCAAGAAUGAAUGAAAAUGUGGGUGAAAGAAUGAAUGGGGAGGUAUUAUUUAAAGCCAGCCAUACAACUAUUGUUCAUAAACUGGGGAGAAAGUAUUAUAAUCAAUGUGAGUUUGACAUAGUAGCUUCAGGUUUUGUAGUCUUUUAACAAUAUUUUAUUAUUGCAUAGAUCCCCUUCGACUUAAGGAUACUUAGGGUAACGUACUGUAAAUCAUGCUCAUGGAAAAAGGCAUUCAGACACUUUGGGCUUUGCUAAUAUGUCUUAAUGCUAGUAGGGUAAAUGUUUUUUCCAUCUACAAGGCCAUGUGUGGGUAUUUUUCUUUGUGUGUUUGUCCUGUUUAACAGCAGACUGAAAUGCCAUUUGUUCCUUAUGACUAUUAACACGAGGGGAACAUUUAAGUGAAUUUCUAAAUAUCAAAGCUUAAAACAUAAUGUAUUGUUAAAAAAAGGGUUACAGACUGUCUGCAUGUGCACUAUUCCUCAAAUAAAACCAGUCUCUUCAGCC